AUGUGGUUGGCGAUUGGCCGUGUAAGGAAUGAACUGAGGUCGGAUUUGCGGUCUCUCCUGGAGGGUGAAGAAGAAGGGGUCCAGAACGAGAGGAAAAGCGAGACGGACGUCGAGCUAAAAAGGAUCGGAGAGAGCCAGACGACACUAGGAUCUUGGGCUGCAGAACAGGUCGAGGCCGGGUUGUGUACUAUCGACCUGCUCGGCGAAGCCAAGUCCUCCCCAGGCACCAAGGGAAGGGGUGUGGUUGCAGACCGUACCCGCUGCAAGUCAGGAACGCGCGGGUGUAGCUAUGCCCUGCUGACCAAUGAAGAUUCGUGCCCUGAGCGCCACGGGGCAAAUGCCCCUGCCGGAAAGAAAUGGUGCACCCCGAGGGGCGUUGAUGUAUCCCGCCACAGGUUGCCAAAGUUUGCACUGCCAACGGCAAGACAUGAUCACCAGGCUGACGGUAUCAUGUCUUGCAGCCCCCUGACAACGUUCAUCGACAGCGUCUAUCGGGAAACCACCCUCCAAGCCAACAUGGCGAUGAUCAUGUCCAUGCCGAAGGUUGUCGCUGAUGAGGAUGGUGGUCGAGUCCAGCGUUGA
Molecule: messenger RNA, 582 nt
Organism: Verticillium dahliae VdLs.17
Lineage: Eukaryota; Fungi; Ascomycota; Sordariomycetes; Glomerellales; Plectosphaerellaceae
Exons: 3
Coding region: 1-582 (193 amino acids)
Source: RefSeq, a predicted model, not a curated record